AUGUCAUCGAAUAAUGAGGCAAGGCCUUUGCCCAAAUUCGGAGAAUGGGAUGUGAAUGAUCCGGCGACGGCGGAGGGAUUCACCGUUAUAUUUAGUAAAGCCGGAGAGGAUAAAAAAACGGGUCGGAGCUCCAGCAAAGCAACUUCACUGAGGAAACAAGGCGGGGUUAAACCAACGGCCAAGAAAUGGCUCUGUUUUACAUUUUCAUGA
This is a messenger RNA of Eutrema salsugineum, 210 nucleotides long. Its product is annotated as RPM1-interacting protein 4. NCBI's taxonomy places the organism in Eukaryota, Viridiplantae, Streptophyta, Magnoliopsida, Brassicales, Brassicaceae. The transcript has a single exon. The record is from RefSeq and is a predicted model, not a curated record. Bases 1 to 210 code for a protein of 69 amino acids.